AUGACGAUUCCCGAGACACAGCCUGCGGCCCCGGCCGCCCAAAGCCUGAACGACAGCAACAAUGAAAAGUCGCAAGGUACCAGUUGGUGGAAGAAGCUGCUCGGGUCCUCAUCUGAUGAUGCCAACUCAAAUGUAGACGACAUCGGCUAUCGUCCGAGAGCAACAUUGGGUAUUCUUAGCGAUCGAGAAACGGACGAGGUACCGGGGACUGUUUUAUUGUUGUCCUCGAAUCGCAAUGAGCCGUUAGGUCUGAGGCACCAACCUCAGCGCACCUCUGCCUCAUCUUUACCUGCCCCAUAUCCCCCAUCUCGUUCGUCUUCACGUGCAUCUGCGCCUCCGACAAAGAAGACAGCCAAUGGAAAAAUUGUUCUGGAACCCCAACCAGACGAUUCAAUGAAUGACCCUCUGAACUGGCCAGUCUGGAGGCGUGACGCCGCAUUAAUCUCUCUCGGUUUCUAUUGUCUUAUGGGAGGAGGUAUGACACCUGUUCUGGCGGCCGGCUUCAAUCAAGUCUCAAGUGACUUUGGUGUCAGCACCCAGAAGGUGGCAUAUACAACAGGCCUGUACAUGAUGGGACUGGGUAUCGGUUCAGUGAUCAUGUCACCAACCGCUAUUCUGUGGGGCAAGCGUCCCGUAUAUCUACUUGGUGCGACACUCUUCAUUCUCUCCGCCGUUUGGUGUGCUCUAUCUCCCAAUUACCCCAGCCUGGUUGUGGCCCGGAUUUUUCAGGGAAUCGCAGUGAGCACAGUGGAGUGCCUACCUUCAGCUACUAUCGCAGAAAUUUACUUUUUGCAUGAGCGAGCAUACCGUGUCGGCAUAUAUACCCUUCUUCUCCUUGGUGGUAAAAAUCUUGUCCCCCUGGUAAGUGCAGCCAUUAUUGAAAGUCUGGGUUGGCGUUGGGUAUUCUGGAUUGUCUCCAUAAUCGUCGGGGCUUGUCUCAUUUUGAUCUUCCUCUUCGUCCCAGAGACAUUUUGGGAUCGAACCCCGCGACCACGACGACAUCACAAGCGGCCUAAUAUAUAUCGCAGUGUGUCAGACAUGGUAAGCCACGGGUUUAGGGGCCGCGCUGCUGGUACUCGGAACGAAGAGGCCCCACACACGGAGGACACUGGGGAUUCUAUGUUGCAUAAAUCACACAAAAAAGGCCAUGUGGGGUUUGUUGAUGGUGAGCCUGAGAAGGAACAGCUUGGUGAACCGGAAUCAGAGGCCAUCCAGCAGCAAGGGAAGGUCCCCCCGGUUGCAGAUGAAUCAGGAGCUAGAAGUGAAUCGUUGGAACCGACAGGCGGGCUGAGUUUAACUUUGCAGUAUACCAACCGACUCCGAGAGAGGUCGUCCAUUCCAUUCACCCACUACCUUCGACCUUGGAAUGGCCGGAUUUCCCAGGAUCGUUGGCUACGUGUGGCGGCCCGGCCAUUUAUCCUAUUUGCCUACCCAGCAGUUCUAUGGUCGACUGUGGUGUACUCGUUAUCCGUUGGAUGGCUCAUUGUUUUGUCGGAGUUGGUCUCGCACAUAUAUCAAGGCCGGGAAAAUUACAAUUUUACCCCUCUGCAAACCGGACUGGUUUACAUCUCUCCCUUUGUCGGGGGGUUGCUGGGGACAGCUGUAGCUGGUAAAAUUUCGGACAUAAUUGUCCGAUACCUCACGCGUCGCAACGGCGGUGUUUACGAACCGGAGUUCCGCCUAGUCAUGGCGGUUCCAAUUGCCCUAGCGACGACAAUUGGGCUAAUGGGCUUUGGUUGGAGUGCUCAAGAGAAGGACAACUGGAUUGUCCCUACCAUCUUUUUUGGGGUGGUGUCAUUUGGGUGCUGCUUAGGCAGCACCACCUCUAUCACUUUCUGUGUGGACAGCUACCGACAAUAUGCGGGUGAAGCUCUCGUCACGUUAAACUGGAGCAAGAACGUCUUCCACGGGCUGAUAUUCUCCCUGUUUGUUGUCGACUGGGUGGAGGCGGACGGUGUGCGGACAGUCUUUGUGGCUCUGGGAGUCAUUCAGAUGGUCCUUUUACUGUUCUCUAUUCCGAUGUAUAUCUACGGGAAACGCGCACGGAUGUGGACCGUCCGGAAACGGCUGAUGGAGCGGUUUUAG
Aspergillus ochraceoroseus IBT 24754 is the source of this 2085-nucleotide messenger RNA. RefSeq names its product putative MFS transporter. Gene Ontology annotation, biological process: transmembrane transport. NCBI's taxonomy places the organism in Eukaryota, Fungi, Ascomycota, Eurotiomycetes, Eurotiales, Aspergillaceae. The record is from RefSeq and is a predicted model, not a curated record. The transcript has 3 exons. Gene Ontology annotation, molecular function: transmembrane transporter activity. The coding region runs from base 1 to 2085 and encodes 694 amino acids.